Messenger RNA from Talaromyces rugulosus, 930 nucleotides. RefSeq lists its product as uncharacterized. The transcript has 3 exons. NCBI's taxonomy places the organism in Eukaryota, Fungi, Ascomycota, Eurotiomycetes, Eurotiales, Trichocomaceae. The coding region runs from base 1 to 930 and encodes 309 amino acids. The record is from RefSeq and is a predicted model, not a curated record.
AUGGCACGCCAAACGAGCUCGUUUGCCCAGGCGACGCAGGUGACGCCGGUCGCAGGCAGCGACAACGAGUUCGACGCGAACGUUCCUUGGGAUUGGUGCGGCGGACUGCACGCUCAUGGAGGCUACACCGUCAGCCUGAUCUUCGCCACUGCGCGCGCGUAUUCCGCUGCCAAAUACCCUGAUCGCCCUCAGCCCGACCCGAUCAACGUCCACGUCCAGUUCGUGCAGCCAGCCCCGCGCGGCCGCGUCGUCCUCAGUGUCGUCGAGCUCAGCCAUGCAAGGCGAUAUUCGACCGUCGAAGUCAAACUGCGCGAUCCUGCUGGCAAGCUGUGCACCGCCGCCACGCUGAUCCAAGGCAACCUGGCCACCGAGGAGGGCGCGUCCAUCGCCGUGCCGCCGACGUCUGUCCCGCGCGACGAGCUGCCACACCGCGAGCGCGACUGCGACGUGUUUGAGCAUGGUCCGCUACUCACCAAGAUCAUGCCGGUCACGACCAAGAUGCGCGUGCUCAAGCGCAAGGGCGCGCGCACCCAGUUCCUCAGUCGCAACGGGAUGCUGAACGUGAAGGAGAAAUGGGUCAGAUGGACAGACCCGAACCAGAAUCUGGAUGUGAUCAGCCUGGGGAGCGUUUGCGACAACUUUCUCCCCGCCCCCCUAAACUUCGAUCCCACCAUGGCCGACGCCAGCAAAUACGUGUUUCCGACGCUGUGCAUGUCGAUCGAAAUCAAGAAAAACCCCAACAACGCCGAGUGGCUGUUUCUCGAGAUCCUGUGCCACAGCAUUCACAAUGGACGCUUCGAUACCGACGUGCGUGUGCUGGACGAGAAUGGCGACCUGGUCGCGCUGAGCAAGCAUGUUUCCGCCAUGUCGGAUAUGACCCGAACAAAGACGAGCAAGAUGACCAUUGGGGAAGACUAUUCAAAAUUAUGA